AUGCUCAAACUUGUUUUCUCAAUUUGUGCGAUCUUUCUGAUUGCUCCAACAUUUGCUGCGUUUUCUUGUAAAGAUCAAUCUGGAAAUGACGUUGAUUGGUGAGUUUUGAUCUUUUUCAUUUUUGAAAAAAAAAGGAAUUAUAAUAUUCAGGUUUGCCGUAUACAAAAUGCCAAUCGAGAAAGAUAAUUCAGUUCCUGGAGUGGCUGGAGGUAUUGGAUGGUAUUACGUUGAUGUUAACAAAAAAGGAACACUCCAACCAUCUGCAAAAACUCUUGAUGAUACUGAUCAGGUUCGAAAUUCAAACAACUAUUUUUCACUUUGCUAAUUUGGUCGAUUUUCGGUUUAUCAUUUGAUUUUUCUAGGCUCUUGCAUACACCCUUCAACAAUAUUAUGAUAAACAAUCUGAUAAGUCGAUUUUCCACGUGAUGUUUAACGAUGAGGUAAGAAAUUGAUGGGUUGAUCUGAUGAUAAGAAGUUGCGAAGUUUGAUCACGAUGUUUUAUUGGCAAAUCAAAGCUUUGCAAAAAUUUGGAAAAAUUCGAAUUAUGGAACCUAUACAGAAAGUUGUUUCUCACCAAUAAUCUGAAAAAAUUAAUCUCUUCAGAAUCUGAAAUUGCACAUCAAUGUUAUGUUCUAAAAGUAUUGCGAAAUCCUCAAAAAUUUUUCAUUAAAAAAUUCUGCUAUCUCUUCUACUAAUUUUUGAGAGAAUUAGAACGCACCAGUUAUCAGAAGAGCGCAUUUUCUUGUGUCCCUGUCGCGUCUUCUCUUUUUCUCUCUUUCUUUUCUAUUUGUAUACUCCCAAUUUCGCAUACUAUUUUUUUCUAAAAUUCACAAUUCAGCCAUGGGGAACCGGAAACUCCAAAGAUGAGCAAAAAAUCAGUCUUGAAGAAAUAUUGAGCAACCGUGUCUUCCCAUCUCAAUCGUCUUCUUAUGGACACACAAAGGGAACUAUUUUCUUUGAUAAUGAUUCUGGAGUUUGGCUUGUUCACAGUGUUCCACUUUUCCCAAAUCCAACAAAAUAUGAAUAUCCAACUUCUGGACAUGAUUAUGGACAAACAAUGUUGUGUAUGACUUUCAAAUAUUCUGAAUUGAGUAAAAUUGGUGAGUUUCUAUUUUUUUUCAUAAAAAGAAGGUCUACUAAAAUUAUUGUUCAGGAACACAAUUAUUCUUCAACCGCCCCAAUAUUUAUUCAUCAAAUCUUCCAACAUCAAUGGCAGCAGAUAAUGCUGAUCUUGCGAAAGCUAUUGCCGGAGGAUAUCAAAAAGGAUCACCAACAUCAAGUGUUUUGGAACUCGAAACAGCUGGAGGAUAUAGUUUCACAUCUUUUGCCAAAACUAAAGAAUUCAAUGCUGAUUUGUAUGACGGAAUUGUUGCACCAACUCUUAAAACUAACCUUGUUGUUGAAACUUGGAGACGUGGAAGUGAAGUUCCACUCGAUUGUAAGCUUACUUACCAUGCAAAUGAUGCCAAAACUAUCAAAGUUGGGGAUACUACUGCUUUUUCAUAUACCAAAGAUCAUUCAAAAAUGGCACAUUCUGCUGAUAUGACUAAACCGUGGGUGUGCAUUGGUGAUAUCAAUCGAAUGGUGAGGAUUUUUUUCAAAUACUAGAGACAACAGUUAAAGAUGGAAGUUGUUUUCAGACUUCUCAAUAUAGCCGUGGCGGUGGUACUACUUGCAUUUCAAGCACAUUCUUGUGGAAAGCCUAUAGUGUGAUUUCUGAUCAAAACACUUGCUAA
This is a messenger RNA of Caenorhabditis angaria, 1736 nucleotides long. NCBI's taxonomy places the organism in Eukaryota, Metazoa, Nematoda, Chromadorea, Rhabditida, Rhabditidae. The record is from the annotation of a GenBank genome assembly.